AUGGACAAGUAUGUAAAAAAGUUAAAAAAUUCUACUGGUGAUCAGCAGAAUCAGCCAUCAACAUCGACAAAUGUAUUGGACCAAGGUAACAAAACCUCAAGUGAGUACUCCUCAUCAAAUGAACAAUUGACAGAAAAACGGCGAAAGAAGCCCAGACGUAACAUUAAAAAAACUCUGUGUAAGAAUGAAAAACUGAUAAAAGUAGGAGAAUUAAAACUGGCGGCUUUUGUAGCCGAGCAUGAUAUUUCCUUUAAAACCAUGGACCAUUUACCGAAAUUUAUCAAAUCCAUCUGUCCAGAUUCGGAAAUUGCUGCCGGAAUUACUUGUAACAGAACUAAAACUACAAAAUUGAUUAAUGAAUGCAUUGGUCCAUACGCUAAAAAACAAAUUGUUGCUGAUUUAAAUGAACAUUUUUAUUCAGUUAUUAUCGACGAAACCACUGAUAUAUCUACAAAAAAAUGUUUAGCAGUUCUAGUAAGGUAUUUUAAAAAUAGUAAGACAGUGGAUGCCUUUUUAGGAUUACUUGAGCUUGAGAAUAAUUCUACAGCUGCCUCAAUCUAUGAAAGUCUUACAAAUUACCUUACCUCAUCAGAAGUUAACAUAGAACAUAUGGUUGGUUUUGCAGCGGACAAUUGUGCUACAAUGAUGGGACAUCUUAAUGGUGUUCAAGCUCUUUUAAAAAAAAGGUUGCCAAACUUGGUUGUUGUAGGAUGUAGCUCGCAUUCUUUUAAUUUAUGCUCAUCUUAUGCUUGUGCUAAAAUACCAAAAGAAGUAGACGAACUAAUAAAAGAUAUUUAUGCUCACUUCUCGCACAGUUCUAAAAGAAAUAAUGCUUUAAAGGAGUUUCAGGUCUUUUGUGAACUAAAACCUCAUAAAAUUUUAAGACUUUCAGAAACAAGGUGGUUGUCGCUACAACAAGUUGUGGAUAGAGUCUUAGAGCAAUACAAUGCUCUUACUUUAUAUUUUACCGAAACCGCUUAUGAGGCAUCCUCCGCAAAAAUUAACAACAUAUUAAAGGAACUUAAUAAUAAAAUAACAAAAAUUGGGUAG
Brassicogethes aeneus is the source of this 1050-nucleotide messenger RNA. Lineage: Eukaryota; Metazoa; Arthropoda; Insecta; Coleoptera; Nitidulidae. The record is from the annotation of a GenBank genome assembly.